UUUACUGUGACCAGGACCGACCCCCUGCCCCGGAGUAAGGCACGUUUCGAGGCCCUCCUUCGGCGCGCAGAAUGCCCCUGUGCGCCUAAUCCAACGUGACAGACAGCUUGAUGAUCGACCAUGAUUACCGCGAGAGCUUUGACUUAUCCACCGCCCAACUAUCAACGGCGACAGACACCCUACCCUGGACACUCCUCUCUCGCUUGCAUGCAUGCAUCCGGGCUCGAGCGUGCGUCGACGUCUCCAGUGCUGCUGUCUGUCGCUUUGUUGACAUGACAUUUGCUUGCGACCGCUACCUGCCGCCGAACCGGUUUCCUCCCGUCUCCUCGUCUCUCGUCGCCGCUAAUGCGAACGCACAAAACUCGUCAACAUCAGAUGACUUUUCCAAGACCUCACUACUGCAGCAGGCUGGCCCAAUCACAUUCAUUACGCACCCCGCUCACAUAUACAGUACCAUGGUUUUGGUAUUGUAUUGCCGUCGGUUCCAACACCUCUCUCUGCAUUCGACGUCAUAUCAACAACAUCAUAUUCCCCUCCUCUUUCGACAUUCAUCAUUCCCCUUCGUAAUGAACAGGCAAACAAACGGCCAACCUUUUGACCAGUGUUGAUGUCUCCAACAUUGACUUUAUCUGCGGCUCGCCCCACAAAGUGCCCACCGGGGAUGCCACCUCGGCUUGGAGCCAUGGCUGGCCUCUUUUUAAAUUUUUUUUUUUUCAUGACCUUCUUGGGUUGCCAGCGGGUAAAGACGUAAUUUGACCUCCCGGGCACCAAUUUCUCCGACUGGUCCUUAAGGAGGGAGUAGUAGUGGUUGGACCCGACCCCCUGAUCAAAUAGUCGCCGAGUGCAAUCUGCACCGUCUCCGCCUAUAUCCAUCCAACCGAGCAGCAUUGCGAUAAAUGUUUACACCAUUGCCGAAAACAGUCGCAAGGUUUGCUCUCGGUUAACAAAGUCAGCCACCGAUGGCUUA
Colletotrichum navitas is the source of this 967-nucleotide messenger RNA. RefSeq lists its product as uncharacterized. NCBI's taxonomy places the organism in Eukaryota, Fungi, Ascomycota, Sordariomycetes, Glomerellales, Glomerellaceae. The transcript has 2 exons. Bases 111 to 608 code for a protein of 165 amino acids. The record is from RefSeq and is a predicted model, not a curated record.